GUGAAGGUAUCAUAGACCAUAUGGUUACAUAUUAAUAAAGGUUCAGGACUCUGUAUUUGAAUACUAUUUUUAACAAGAAUGAAUACGUUCAAAGACCACCACAACUGGUUGACCGUUGGGGAAUUGAUCAGAAUAAUUAAGGAGCCCGUCGCUUUGUACACCAGUCAUAUCAUAGAAGAAUGGCAUGCCAAGCUUCCUUGUCUUUCGCUGCCGCAAUGCACAAAUCCUGCCGUUUGCCUGACAAAAAAGAAUCAUCGUGAUCUUUGCCACUCCUGCAAGGGAUGGUACGACGAGCUUGCCAAAUCCCAUCGAAAUCUAAACAAACGACAAAUAAAAUGGCGUGGAAAUUGCGACACAUCAAAGUGGCCGAAUGAUUCUUGGGAGGUUGCCAAGUUCUUUAUGUCUGCUCUUGGGGACAACAAAAUAAGCGUUGAAGACGCCGAAUCCACUGAUUUAUCUUCUCUUCUGAAUGUCCUUGAAUGGACGGAAGAUGCGAUCUUUGCCCCAGACAGACGUGUUGAUCGUAACCUCGUUAAAAAGCUCCGUUCAGAGGUUAGAAACGCUUGGGCUCAUGCACCUGAUCAAAAAUUAGCCGAAGCCACUCUUAAGGAUGCUUUUGAUAUUGCGAAUAAGUUUGUAACUGAUCUUUACAUAGUUUUCAACCGUAUCGAAGUAAAAGAGUGCAUACAGUCUAUUAAGGAUCUUCAGGCUAAUGGGAUAAGUAAUGUUACACAAACCGAGUUAAAAAUUCUGAAUUUACUGCACUUUGAGUUAGGUGUCAGCCAAAUGAAAGAACAAUUAAAGCACUUGAAAGAUGAUCAAAGUUCCGAUAGGAAGAAAAUUGAGAUGUUGGAAGAAAAGUUGGAGAAUCUCGAGACUGGUUACAUGAUCAACAAUGCGGGAACUAGCACACAAUGCCAACUAAAGAGCUGCAUUCCUGACAAACCUGAGACAUUUAUUGGUCGUGACGAUGAAGUAAAGCAAAUAAUAUCGUACUUGGUAGAGAAUAGAAGUGGAAUUGUUUCUAUUGUUGGUGGACCUGGUUUUGGCAAGAGCACUGUUGCAAUUGAAGUUUGCCAUGAUUUAAGCAAUAACAAUGAUACUGUCGUAUUUUUUUCAUAUCUACAAAAUAUUUCGACUGUUGCAGAGGUGAUACUACGUCUUUGUCAAGACGUUGGCGUAUAUCCUGGAGAAAAUCCUGAAUCAUCAUUAUUGCUAGGGUUAAAAAGUAUUGAGAGAAAAGUUGUCCUCGUAAUGGACAACAUCGAGCAACUGCUUGAAAGCAACGAGAAACCUCAUUUUGUUGAAUUGGUGCUCACGCUCCGCAAAAACGUAGGGCAACAUUUGCAAAUCCUAACGACGUCAAGAACAGAAUUCACAAUUCACGAGCAACAAUUCAUUGUCAACCAUCCAAUCAACCAUCCAAUACAGAAAAUGGAUGAGAGAUUUAGUGUGGAACUUUUAAAAAGGUGCUGUCCGAAUGUAGAAAUAUCAGACGCAUAUCUGAAUGAAUUGGCUGACCUGUGUGGUGGUGUUCCUCUCGCUUUGUGUAUCGCAGGAACAAUAAUUCCAGAUCUUGACGAUCCUUCAGAGUUAAUUCAGUGGUUAAAAGUGAGGCCUAUGGAAGCACUAAAGCGUGUUGAACAAGCCUUUGAAUUUUCUCUUCAAAAAUUGAGUGAUGAAGAUAAGAAAUCUUUGAUUUGUCUUUCUGUAUUUGAUGGGAAUUUUCAAAGAAAUUCUGCUAAAGAAGUAAUUGGAAGGGAUGGGCUAAAAACCCUAGAUUUUUUAAAGAAUCUUGUCAGUCGAAGCUUAAUACAGAGAACUGGUGAUAAGCGCUUUGUAAUUCAUUCUCUUAUUCGGCGGUUCUUAGCUGAUCAUGUUCAAUUUAAAGAAGAAAGGGCAAUAGCACAAGAAUUGAUGGUGACACAUUUUCUAAAGAUGUGCCAUACGUUAACCCUGGAGUGUUAUUCAAAGAACGGAUUUACUAGCGCCAGAGAAUCGUUGAAAAAAGACGUUCACAAUGUCGAGGAAAUGUUACGAAUCUGCACCCAAGUAUCUAAUUUAAAUUCGAAACCGAAUAUCUCUGAACUCCUCGCAAGUAGUGAUAUUUACAAGUCUUCAUGCAGGUUCUUUCACAGUUUCACCUGGGAUCUUAUUCCCGAACCGAUUUUAAGAAAUUUCUUUGAAUCUUGUAUUCAACUAGCCGAGAGUCGAAAUGAACGUACUAUCAAAAUGCUAUUUCAAUGUUUGGUAGCAACUCAAGAAGGUCGUAGAUCUUUUUGGAACUCUACAGAGUACGCAAACCGAAUUGGGGACAUCCAGGAAGCCUUUUACAAAAACAAAACGAUUUUGAAAGAAGACAGAUACAUAUUUAUGUUUUGCCACCAUUUACUUGCCCGACAUUACUUUAAAAAAUUACAGAAUAGCCUACCUUCUGAACUUUUGGAAGUUGAUCUACCUUGUUUUCCUGAGAAGGAACAGCUAAGCCCCAUGAAAAAAGUGGCAGAAGUAUAUAUCCUGAAGAAACGUGGAAAUUUAAGUAAGAUGAUGGCAAACAAAGAGUCCCGCAGAGACAAACAAAAGAAAGAGGAAUUCAUGAGAUGUUCUGAAUCAUUUUACAUUCAAGCAUUAUCUUUAGCCAGGAAAAUUUUGGGCGAUCAUGAAUUAACAUGUGCUCUCCAUAAGCUUUUAGGAGACUUAUAUUUUAACUGGCAUAAAAACGACGAGGCAUUGAUGCAUUAUGAAGAUGCCGUAAAUCUCCACAAGAAACUGAAACUUGAUUCUAAUGAGCAGUUUGUGAUGUUGCUCAAAAACUUUGGUGGGUGUCUUUCGUUUCUUCGUCGCUUUAAUGAAUCAGUGGAAAGGCUAAAAGAAGCACGCGAUAUUGCCGAUAAGAUCACUGAAAAGAAUACAGAUUUUAAAGCCCAGGUGUACUGCGAGUUGGCAAUUAGCUGUUGCUCCACGAAACUGUAUCGCGAAGAAGCCGCAGAAUAUGUUAAAGAUGCGAUGAAUAUGCAAGAACUUCUGGACACGCGAAAAGUAAAAAAAUUAGCCGUAGAGAACUUCAUUAUGUCAUUACCAAAGAUCGCCAACGUUCAAGGAAAUGAUGGGAUGUUUCAAUUAAAGAGCUGCAUACCUGACAAACCACAAACAUUCAUUGGUCGUGACGCUGUGGUGAAGCAAAUAAUAACCUCCUUGGUGGCGAAUGACUGUCGAAUUGUCUCUAUUGUUGGUGGACCAGGCUUUGGAAAAACCACCGUUGCAGUUGAAGUGUCCCAUCACUUAAACAAUGACCAUGACAUCGUCGUCAUUUUUUCGUCCCUGUCAAAUGCGUCAACUGUUGAUGAGGUAAGACGACGUCUCUGUCGUGACGUUGGCGUUAGUGCUGGAAAAGAUUCUAAAUUAUCGUUGAUGUUUUGGUCAAAGAAUAUCAACAGGAAAGUCGUUCUUGUGUUGGACAGCAUUGAACAGCUGCUUCAAAGCAAUGUGAUAUCUGAGUUUACUAAAUUAAUGCUUUCACUCUGCAAUCAUCCACACCAACUUUUGCAGAUCCUAACAACUACACAAACCAAAUUUGUGCUUACCAGCAUAACCCUGAAAACCAGCGUAAACCAUGAAAUAAAGGAAUUGGAUGAAACGUCCAGUAUCGAGCUUUUGAGGAAGUGCUGUUGCCUUGAAGAAACUGAAAUCAAACCUGCGUAUUUGUCCGAAUUGGCUGGUCUGUGUGCUUUCGUUCCUCUUGCUUUGUGCAUCACAGGAACACUAAUUCGAGAUCUUAAAGAUCCUUCACAAUUGAUACAGUGGCUGAGCGAGAAACCCAUGGAAAACUUAAGCUACGCCAACCAGUGUAUGGAGCAAGCUCUUACGGUCUCUUUCCAGAAUUUAAGUGAUGAAGAGAAGAAGGCGUUGAUUUGUCUUUCGGUAUUUGUUGGAAAUUUUCAAAUGAGCUCAGCAAAAGAGGUAAUCAACAAGAGUAGAUCGCAAGCUGAAAUUUUAUUACAAAGUCUCUUGAGACGAUGUUUAGUACAGCAAACAAGUGAUGGGCGCUUCGUGAUUCAUUCGCUUAUACGAGAAUUCUUAGAUGGUCAUGAUCAAUUUAAAGAAGAAAAGGCAAUGGCACAAGGAUUGAUGGUGAGUCAUUUUCUAAAGAUGUGCCAUUCAUUGACCAUGAAGGGUUAUUCAAAGAACGGAUUCACUAGCGCCAGAGAAUCACUAAAAAAGGACGUCCACAAUGUGGAGAAAACGUUUGAAGUCUGCAGCCAAGAUAAGAAAAAAAAUCUAAAUCCAAACAUCCCGGAGUUGUUAGCAAGUAGUGAUAUUUAUAAGUCAUCAUCCAGGUUCUUUAACGAGUUCAGCUGGGAUCUUUUUCCCCUUAUUGUUUUGAGGAAGUUCUUUGAAUCGUGUGCAAAACUGGCCAAAAAUCGAAAUCAACCAGCCAUCGAGAUCGCAUUUCUAUGUCUUGUAGCGGAUCAAAUAGGACAUGAAUGCGAAUGGAAGUCUAAAUACAGCGACCGAGUGAAUGCUAUCAAUGAAGCGUUGAAGGACAAUGACGCGUUAAGAAAGAAAGAUAGGUCCUUAUUUAUCUUCUGUCAUUACAUUUUUUCCCGGUCUGACUCUGAUAAACCAACAUAUGAGGCACCUCCUGAUCUAGAAGAUGACGGUACACCAUUGGAUGAAGACAAAUGUGCAAGUCCUAUCGUGAAUGCAGCCGAAGUAUAUUUUCUGUUGCAGCGUGGAGAUUUGAACAGGAGACAUGCAAUUAAACUAUAUAAGGGAGGGAAAGAAGGGUACUAUGAAUACUUUAAAAAUGCAGAAUCAUUUUACAACCAGGCGUUGACAUUAUCUAAAGAGUUGUUUGGUGACCACGGAUUCACAUGCCACGUACACGAUCUGUUAGGAGACUUAUAUUUAGAAAGGCGUGAUAACACAAAGGCACUGAUGUGCUAUACCGAAUGCAUUAUUCUGUGCAAGGAACUGGAACUUUAUUCUUACGAACACUUUGCGUACUUGCUCAAGAAUUGUGCAACAUGCCUGUCUUAUCUUGGCUAUUUUGAUGAAUCAGUGACAACAUUAAAGAAAGCUUGUACAAUAGCUGACCACCAAAUGCGUUGUAGAGCUGUUUUUUACCUUGCCUUAGCAGGAACGUAUCGUAGGUGGAAACCUGAUUGUCAAGACGCCGCAAUAUAUGCUAAAGAGGCGAUGAAGAUGAGGCAUUUGUUGAAUUCGCGCGACAAAGAUUCACUGCAGGAGAUCAUUAAAACAGCAGAAGGGCAUUAAGCGCAAAGGACGGUUGACAAACUUUCCUUCUGAUGGAAAGGAGAGAUAAUAUUGAUAACACUACACGACGAUUUAUAUAAUUAUGUACACUGCACAACAAUUCAUACUAUUAAAUUUUGAAGAGACGACGGAGAUAAGGGAACUGCACGUUGAAUUUGCAGGGAUGGACCAUUUGCGCUUUAGACUAAUUUUUUAUAGGAGUAACAAGAAGGAAACAAACCACGAGAGCUAGGAAGAGUGUACUUAAAUUAGUGCAAAAGCAAAGUUUGGCCGCGAAAAUCUGUAAAUUGCGGCAAAUAUAGCAAUGUGAAGUUGGCAAAUUUUGUAUAGCUACUUUUGUAUUACGUGCGGAAAUGUGUAACUAAAUUAGUUACACACUUCCGGCCGUAAUGUAAAAGUAUACAAAAUUUGUCAACUUCGCAUUGCUAUUUCGCCGGGUUAAGAAAUUAGUGUAAAGCGCAAGUCGUCCAUUUUUAAAUCCGCAUGACGCAGAAACAUUGCAAUGGAUCAGUCAUUAUGAUGGCAAAAAAGUAUGUUGCAGAAUAAGACGGUCGAUGGGCUAUAAAAUUUCCUUUUUUAGAAAGGAAAAGUAAUAUUGAUAACGCUACGAGGCUAUUUAUAUUAUUUAACGCUAAAAAGACAAUGAAGACACGAGAACUGUUUGUUGAAUUCGCGCGACGUAAUAUACUAGAAACAUGGCAAGAUAUUAUAUAUGCCAAAAUACACGAUUAAAACUAUAGGUAAUGAAAUUCUUUAUAUCAUUUAUCAAUAUAACCAACAGAAUCACAUUAUACAAA
Messenger RNA from Dendronephthya gigantea, 6074 nucleotides. RefSeq lists its product as uncharacterized. The coding region runs from base 79 to 5277 and encodes 1732 amino acids. The transcript is spliced from 2 exons. The record is from RefSeq and is a predicted model, not a curated record. Gene Ontology annotation, molecular function: ATP hydrolysis activity; ADP binding; protein binding. NCBI's taxonomy places the organism in Eukaryota, Metazoa, Cnidaria, Anthozoa, Malacalcyonacea, Nephtheidae.